Molecule: messenger RNA, 301 nt
Organism: Linderina pennispora
Lineage: Eukaryota; Fungi; Kickxellomycota; Kickxellomycetes; Kickxellales; Kickxellaceae
Exons: 1
Coding region: 96-269 (57 amino acids)
Source: RefSeq, a predicted model, not a curated record
GUGUCAUUUCCAAAUAGUGUGAAGGCCCAAAAACAGUCUAGGAAAGGAAGGGAAAUGCGAGCAGCAGAGGAGAAAUAGUGGCAGAGCAGCGUGCAAUGCAUGGAAAGCUCCAAAUAUUUUUGUGUGUGACGGAGAGGAGGCACUCUGAUUGUUGGCGACACACAACCAGCGCCCAGAGUCACGCGCAUCAAGCGCUCUCCCCGCCGCCAGCACUGAUCAGCCUUUUGCUCAAUGCAGAUGAGUGCCCACAAGCAUGGAUCCAGCCCUAACCAUAUCCCCGGUAUUCUCCAUUCAUACCCGC